This is a messenger RNA of Colossoma macropomum (tambaqui), 1887 nucleotides long. It is a transcript of the gene prmt8a, whose product is annotated as protein arginine N-methyltransferase 8-B. Gene Ontology annotation, biological process: peptidyl-arginine methylation. Lineage: Eukaryota; Metazoa; Chordata; Actinopteri; Characiformes; Serrasalmidae. Gene Ontology annotation, molecular function: protein-arginine N-methyltransferase activity. Bases 595 to 1830 code for a protein of 411 amino acids. Gene Ontology annotation, cellular component: plasma membrane. The record is from RefSeq and is a predicted model, not a curated record. The transcript has 11 exons.
ACAAGCAGCAGCUGAGCAGGUCCAGAGCACAGCUGCUGCGAGGAGAAACCCGGCAUGUGUUAGAAGAGGAGACGCGACAGGGAUUCCUCAGAGCACCGAGCCUUUUAAACAGCGACCGGCAAAUUGCGGCACUUUUCAUCUAAAUUUGGUUCCAGUUACUCCCGUAAAAUGGAGGUUUUAUGCUCAGCAGGGUCUCCGUCACAUCCAGCAGUGUUAGACAUGGAUGGCUGACACUUUCAAUAACGGCCAGUUUUCCACUCACUAAAGCCGGAGAGAGAGGGAGAGAGAGAGAGAGAUAUGGAUGGGCUUCCGCUGCUUUUUCCAGUUUUGCCGGGGAAUAAGGCGACCACCAACUCUCAGAGGAUCCAUCAAUGUGGAGAACUUUUUACACUGUGGAUUCAAACGAGCAGUCAACUAGUUUCAGGGAGUGUUUUCUGCUCCGGGACCCUGUUUUAGUUCAACCUGUUUAUCGCCACACAUCGCGCCCUUUCUGAGGACUUUUUAAGGAGCAUUCUGUGGUUUAGUCUUAAUCCCAGAGCCCUUUCUUUUUUCCUUCUUUCCUCCGGUGGAGUCGAGCUCAUCCCGCUGGCUCUUAUGGGAAUGAAACACUCCUCCCGCUGCCUGCUCCUCAGGAGGAAGAUGGCGGACCCGGAGAGCGCUGAGAGACAACAGCCCCUGAGCGCAGCACCAUCUCAGUCAGCGCAGCCGUCUCCUCUGCCUAAACCAGUGCCCUCAGUCCACCAUGCCCCGCGGCCCUCACACGUCUCGCACGCUCCGCACACCCCCCAUGCGGCCACCCUGCCCAGCUGCCCCGGCCGUGGCAAAAUGGCCAAGUUCCUCAACCCUGAGGAGAUGACCUCCAGAGACUACUACUUUGACUCCUAUGCCCAUUUUGGCAUCCAUGAGGAGAUGCUGAAGGACGAGGUGAGGACGCUGACUUACAGGAACUCUAUGUACCACAACAAACAUGUCUUCAAGGACAAAAUCGUGCUGGACGUGGGGAGUGGCACUGGCAUCCUCUCCAUGUUCGCUGCCAAGGCUGGAGCCAAGCACGUGUACGGGAUUGAAUGCUCUAGUAUAUCAGAGUAUUCUGAGAAAAUCAUCAAAGCCAAUCACCUGGACAACGUUAUCACCAUCUUUAAAGGGAAGGUAGAGGAGACGGAGCUGCCAGUGGACGAGGUGGACAUCAUUAUCUCAGAAUGGAUGGGCUACUGCCUUUUCUAUGAGUCUAUGCUCAACACUGUCAUCUAUGCCAGAGACAAGUGGCUGAAACCUGGUGGCCUGAUGUUUCCGGACCGUGCUGCUCUCUAUAUUGUGGCCAUCGAGGACAGGCAGUACAAGGACUUCAAGAUCCACUGGUGGGAGAAUGUGUAUGGCUUUGACAUGACCUGCAUCAGAAAUGUAGCAAUGAAAGAGCCACUGGUGGACAUAGUGGACCCAAAGCAAGUGGUGACCAAUGCUUGCCUCAUCAAAGAGGUGGACAUCUACACAGUGAAGCCAGAGGACCUGUCUUUUACCUCAACCUUCUGCCUGCAGAUCCAGAGGAAUGACUAUGUCCAUGCCCUCGUCACCUACUUCAACAUUGAGUUCACCAAGUGUCAUAAGAAGACUGGCUUCUCCACAGCACCCGAUGCCCCCUACACUCACUGGAAGCAGACGGUGUUUUAUCUUGAGGAGUAUCUUACAGUGAAGAGAGGAGAGGAGAUCGUGGGCACCGUUGCCAUGCGUCCCAACGAAAAGAAUGCACGUGAUCUGGACUUCACUUUUGAGCUGGAUUUUAAAGGUCAGCUGUGUGAGGCUGCUAUCGCUCAUGACUAUAAGAUGCGUUAAGUAUCCAGCAGAGGGCGAGAAAGCCCCAGUGUGGCAGUUGCCCCACCAUGAUAACGG